AUGAGACCAAUUUCAUCUGCUCUAAAAUUAAAAACUAAUGAUAGUUAAGAAAAACGAUUAAGAAGUGCAGUAUAAUUUAAAUUAUUAGAUUCCUAAAAGUAUUUCUGAAUGUAUAUUCUUUAAUAGAUUAAAGAAUGUACUCAUAAAAUAAUCACAAACAUCACAAUAGUCUUUAUCUCAAUAAUCAAGAUUAUAAAGCGGAACAACUUAUAAUACAACUCAACGUACAGGUAAUUCUACACAUAGAAUGAAUGAAACAGAAUAUGAUUCAGGUUCCAACUCAGCAUUUAGAGGUUAAAUUAAGAUGAGAUCAACUUUUCAUUCAAGCAGAAAUAAUCUUAUUAGAAGAGUCGAUUCAUAAUUCAGUCUAGAUAACAAAUAAGAUUCAUCCCCUUAAGAAACUAAUAGAACUCGUAUUCCAGUCCCAAAAAAUAGGCUCUUUCAAUAAACCAAUAAAUCUUAAUAAAAAUAAUUAGUUGUAACUUAAGAUAAUAUUGAUUCUAAUGAAGUGAAAAAAAGAAUGAAAUUUGAUCCUUAAGUUAAAUAACAAGUCAUCUAUUUUAAAAUAUUGAAUAUAUCUAAUAUCGGAUUAAAAAAUUACUUACUUUAUCUUUAUAAACAAUAAAAGCAUUUGAUUGAGUUAGUCAAAUCUAAAGCUGAAAGUUAGGUAAUAAAAUAGCAUUUAAAUUAGCUUAUUGAUUUUUCAUAAUAAAUUUUAACAUUCUCUAUAGGAACCUUAUCUUCAAUUGCAUUAAUUGAAACACUUAGUUUUGCUGCUUCUAUGUUAGAAUUAACAUCUUAAUUAGACUGGGCAAUAUUUUAUCAUAAUUAAACUCGAAUUAUGGCAAAUCAUGCUAAAUAAACUAUGGACAAAUAUAAAAUGAAAUCUUUAAUUGGACUUGGAAAUUGUUCAAUAAAAAUGCAACAAUAUGAGAUUGGUAUUAAAUUCUUUAAGAAAUGCCUAUAAUAUUCAUGGUUAAAUAAUGAUUUAGAGUAUGAAAAUGAGGUCUAUUCAAAACUUGGUGUUUGCUAUUAUUAUUUAGGAAAUAUUGACAAAGUAUAACUUUAAUAUAGUUAUUAUCAAGUCUAAAUUUUAUCAUGAAAGGGCUAUUACAUAUGAUUAUGAAUUAGAAACCUCUCCCUUGCGUUAGAUGAGUUCAGAUACACUUAAAGCAUUUUUAAGUAAAAAUUUCAAUAGAAAUUAUGCUGAAACUAUAAAUACUCCUCUCUUAAAUCGAUUAAAUCUUCCUCUACCUCAAGAUAUAUUAAAUAUCUCUUAAUAGGAAAUUCAAAAUGAAUCUCUUAUAAUAAUCAAUCCUCGCAUUUUCAAUGAAUCUAAAGCCUCUUCUACUAGGAGAAGUUCAAUUUUUGAAACUAAUCCUCAUAUCAAAUUAUUUUCGACCAUCUAAAUAGAUGGAUUAAGAAUUUAAUAAGAAAUUUUAUCAACUUAAGAAUUUGAAGUUGAAGUUUAUACUCCAAAACAUUCAUGUAAAAAUUUAUCAUAAAUAAUUUAAAAGUUAAAUCAGAAAGCAAAUGCUUUGAUUUUAUUAGAAAUAAAAAAAUACACCCUUAAGAUAUUUUUCAUGAUAUUAAAUAUAAAACUAAUCCAUUUAUUUUAACAGAUCUUGGUGUGAUUAAAAGUUAAAAUGAUGAAAAUCCUAUUGAGAAUCCACAAAUAUAUAAAUUGCCUUUAGACUAAUAAAUAGAUAUUAGAUUAAAAAAGAAGAUAUAUGUGGAUAUUUAAACAAAAUUGAAAAAAUUGAUGGAUUACAAAUAUCAUACAAAAACUCAAAUGAAGAACAAAAUUUUGGUAGUCAUUUAAUUUAAUGAAGGUUACACAUAAAAAUGUAGAAAAUGAAAAAAGACAUUAUGCUGCAGAUUAAAUGAAAGUUCUAGAGAAUGUUUAAAAAAACUUUGAAAAUUUAAUUGAAAAUUUGAUAAUUUUGUAAUGA
Molecule: messenger RNA, 1952 nt
Organism: Paramecium sonneborni
Lineage: Eukaryota; Ciliophora; Oligohymenophorea; Peniculida; Parameciidae
Source: the annotation of a GenBank genome assembly